Rotaria socialis is the source of this 696-nucleotide messenger RNA. The record is from the annotation of a GenBank genome assembly. Lineage: Eukaryota; Metazoa; Rotifera; Eurotatoria; Philodinida; Philodinidae.
AUGUUGUCGAAAGAAUACACUUUUGUAUUUUGCUGCUUGUCCUUGACGUGGAUUCUACUAGUACAUGGAGCUGUAGGUAGUCAAACAUCAUGUCCAUUUCCUUCAAAGUUAAAAAACUUUUAUGAUUACAAUUGGCAGUCACGAAAUAAUGAAUGGAUAAAUACAAAAAGUAAAACAGACUAUUUUGUUUUGAGUCUGUCUUGGUCACCAACAUUUUGUUCAUCACUUCCAGACUUUGUACGCAACAAAGAAUUUCAAUGCUAUCGAAGUAAUGAUUUUGGUCUUGUCGUUCAUGGUCUUUGGCCACAAACAUAUCAAGCUUCAUCAAUUCGAGAUCAACCUCGAAACUGUCACAAUGAACAACAACUUCCACUAGCAAUUAUUAAACGCUAUUACUGUCUGAUGCCAGAUGAAGAUCUAAUGCAAGCUGAAUGGGAAAAACAUGGUUCAUGUUAUUUUAAGACAGCAACAGAUUAUUUUAAUGCCAUUGAAUAUCUUUUUAAUGAAUUGAAAACUCCUGAUAUUCGUGCUAUGAAUCAGCCAACAUCAUCAUCCAUUAAAAAUGCUUUUCUUCGAUUAAAUUCACCUCAAUUAUUUCCUUCAGCCAUUCAAGUCUACAUGGAUAAGCAAGGUCAAUUUGAUGAAAUUCGAAUCUGUUAUGAUCUUCAAUACAAUUAUAUUAGUUGUAGACAAUAA